AUGCUUGUUGGUCACACGGUGUCCGUGUCUAUCGUCUACCACUACACGUACUUGAAAGAGUACCUUCCUGAAGAGCUCCCAAUUUUUCAAGCGCCUUUGAUGCAAAACAAGCAGAAAAUUCAAGAAUUGAAGAAGUUUAUUAUCUGUGACGAGGCCAGCAGUGAAGAGACGAUCACUGUCACUGGUGUUCCAUUGCACGUUGUUUCAUUAUCGGAAUUACAAUCGUGGUCGAGUUACAACGCUCGGGAUAGCACAAUGGUGCUUGUGAAGUUAUUGAGGGUAUCCGCUUAG
Phytophthora nicotianae INRA-310 is the source of this 291-nucleotide messenger RNA. RefSeq lists its product as hypothetical. Bases 1 to 291 code for a protein of 96 amino acids. The transcript has 2 exons. NCBI's taxonomy places the organism in Eukaryota, Oomycota, Peronosporomycetes, Peronosporales, Peronosporaceae. The record is from RefSeq and is a predicted model, not a curated record.